Messenger RNA from Aspergillus chevalieri, 1152 nucleotides. Its product is annotated as tRNA maturation protein LHP1. The record is from RefSeq and is a predicted model, not a curated record. Gene Ontology annotation, molecular function: mRNA binding. The transcript has 2 exons. Bases 1 to 1152 code for a protein of 383 amino acids. NCBI's taxonomy places the organism in Eukaryota, Fungi, Ascomycota, Eurotiomycetes, Eurotiales, Aspergillaceae. Gene Ontology annotation, biological process: RNA processing. Gene Ontology annotation, cellular component: nucleus.
AUGUCUGACAUCAACGUCAACGCUGCCGCCGAGCAGGAUGUCCAGAACACCUUGGCCGAGCUGAAGGCUGAACAGCAAGCUCCCGCAAACGGUGCUGCGCCCGAACAGAAGGAAGAUGCCGAGGAAGGUCGUAUUGUCGAGGCUGCCGCAAAGCUGGGCGAGAAGUCCGAGAACGCCGAAGAGACCAAGUCCAAGGAAGGAAAUCAUGGCAACAAGGGUCACAAGGGUCGCUCGAACGCCAAGUUCGACCCUUCGACUCUGCAGGAGACCGACGACCCUGUUGAGAUCCGCAAGCAAGUUGAAUUCUACUUCUCUGACUCCAACCUUGUCGCGGACAAGUUCCUGCUCUCCAAGGUUGGCGGAAGCACCAACAACUCCGUUCCUCUUGACCUCCUGCAUACCUUCAAGCGCAUGCGCCGCUUCCAGCCUUUCAGCGCCGUCGUCGAAGCUCUCAAGUCGUCUAAGACGCUCGAGCUUACCGACAACGACACCGGCGUGCGCCGCAAGAACCCCCUCCCCGAGUCGGUGACCGCGAACCAUGACCCCAACGUCGUCAAGGUCUUCGAGGACAAGGCCAUGAGCCGGAGUAUCUACGCUAAGGGAUUUGGAAAUGAGGAACCCAGCACCCAGUUCGACAUUGAAGCGUUCUUCGCGCCCUACGGUCCCACAAACGCCAUCCGUCUCCGUCGCGCAACCGACAAGUCCUUCAAGGGAAGCGUUUUCGUUGAAUUCGAGUCGGAAGAGAAACAGAAGGCUUUCCUGGAGCUCGAUCCCAAGCCCCAGUGGAAGGGCCAGGACCUGAUAAUCAAGAGCAAGAAGGAAUACUGUGAAGAGAAGGCCGAGGACAUUGCAGCUGGCCGGAUCAAGCCCAACCGUGGCCGUGGUGGUCACCGGGGUGGGCGCGGCCGUGGUGGCCGUGGUGGACGUGGUGGUCGUGGUGGCCGUGGCGGUAACAGGGGCGAUGACAGCCGUGACUGGAGGGAGCGUCGGCAAGAAGACCAGCAGAAGGGAUUUGCGGACGACAAGCCCCGUGGUGAGAAGGAUGCUCGCGGCGUCCCCGUCGUCCAGAGCACCGCCGAAGCUGGCCAGAAGCGCGCUCGCGAAGAAGAGGGCAGUGAGCAGCCGGCCAAGAAGGUCGAUUCCAAGGAGUAA